Molecule: messenger RNA, 966 nt
Organism: Candida dubliniensis CD36
Lineage: Eukaryota; Fungi; Ascomycota; Pichiomycetes; Serinales; Debaryomycetaceae
Gene: GVP36
Product: Gvp36p
Exons: 1
Coding region: 1-966 (321 amino acids)
Source: RefSeq, a predicted model, not a curated record
AUGUCAUUCAAUUUCUCCAAUUUUACAAAGGAUUUAAAAUCUUUUGGUGAUAAAAUCACUACUGAAUUCAACAAAGAAGUUGUUCCAUUAGCUCAAAGAACUUCAAGAUUAGUUCAAGAAAAAAUGGGGAACAUCAAACAAGAUGAUAUUAGUCAAUUACCAUCGGAAUAUAUAGAGUUGGCCAAUAAAUGUAACAAUAUUGAACAAUUAUACAAGAAUGUUUUGAAAAUCACUACUAAUUAUGAAAAUGAAAGUUAUGAUUAUCCAACUAAUGUUCAAGAAAGUUUUACAGAAUUUGGUAAGAAUAUCACCACUAGAGUUUCCAAUGUUGCCAAAGCUACUACCACUGCUGAAGCUCAAGCAGCAUUGAUCAAUCCUAAUACUGGUGAAUUUAAAGCUCCUAAAACAUUGUAUCAUGCAUUAAGUAGAGCCACUGAUGCUUCAAUUUUGACUAGUGAUAAAUCUCAAGACCCAUUGAUUAAAGGAUUAGAUUUGUAUUCUUCAAAUUUAAACAAGAUUGCCAAUGCAAGAUUAGGUCAAGAUCAAUUGAUUAAAUCUAAAUUCAAUAAACCUUUAUUGACUACAUUACGUUCAUUAAUUAGUCAAUCAAAUAAUAUCCAAAAAAAAGUUGAAGAUAAAAGAAUUGAUUACGAUUUAACUAGAAGCAAUUUGGCCAGUUGUACAAAUCCUCAAAAAGAACCUAAAUUAAGGGUUGAUAUGGAAAAUGCCGAAGAUGAAUUUGCCAAUACUGUGGAAGAUGCAAUUAAUAUCAUGCAAAAUGUUUUAGAAAAUGCUAAACCUUUGGAAGAAUUUUUGGAAUUGAUUAAAGCUCAAUUGGCUUAUCAUAAAUUGGCUACUGAAUUAUUAGAUGGCAUGGUUAAAGAUUUUGAAGAAUUAAUUGAUGAACAACAAAAAUUGAGUGGCAGUGCUACUAGUGGAAGAGAAUCCGGUGAUUUUGACAUUUAG